Messenger RNA from Sabethes cyaneus, 1391 nucleotides. RefSeq lists its product as uncharacterized. Gene Ontology annotation, biological process: biosynthetic process. The record is from RefSeq and is a predicted model, not a curated record. Gene Ontology annotation, molecular function: pyridoxal phosphate binding; L-2-aminoadipate:2-oxoglutarate transaminase activity. Bases 63 to 1349 code for a protein of 428 amino acids. NCBI's taxonomy places the organism in Eukaryota, Metazoa, Arthropoda, Insecta, Diptera, Culicidae. The transcript has 6 exons.
UGAUCCCAUAAUUCUCAACACUACUAGUUCAGUCAUCAAUAAGUGUAAAAACUCACAUUAAAAUGAAUAAACGUCGAGAAGUGCCAAUGCGCCACCUUUUUGACGGCAGCGAUCUGAAUGUGUACGAUCAACAAGUUGCAAAUUUGUCAGCUGGUGCCCCAGGACCGGAUUUAUUGAACGAAUGUUGUGAGAUAUUUCGCCUGGCUACUGAGCACAGAAUGAAAUACGAGCUCGUUAAUAAUUCGUAUCUAUUUCAAUACGGACCAACCAUCGGAACCACUGAGUUUCGCGAUACACUAGCAAAAUUUCUUUCAAAAGGUUAUGAAUCAGAAGUGAACAGAUCGGAUUUAGUGCUAACGUCGGGUGCGACGCAUGGCUUGCAUCUAGUGCUUUCGACGUUGAUAGACUUAUCGGGUGUUAUCUUCGUUGACGAAGUCACGUAUAUGAUUGCACUGGAGGCAUUUCGUCAGUUCAAUUCAAUGAAAAUAGUUUCAGUUCCGUUGAAUUCCGAAGGUCCAAAUCUAGAGAUUUUAGCUAAGCUGAUAGGCCAAUACAAGUUCAAACCAAAUAAUGGAAAACUAUUCUGGGGUGUUUACUACACAAUGCCGACAUUCCAUAAUCCUACAGGGAUUCUGUUCACAGAAGACACCAAUAAAAAGUUGAUAAGAUUAGCUAGGUCGGCCGAUAUGCUGAUAACAUGUGACGAUGUGUACAAUCUACUACAUUACAAAGUAAACGAAGCCGGCGAUGAUGUUAUGUCCACACGGCAGCCUCCUAAGCGGUUAUUUGCAUACGAUAUCGAAGACAUCGAAGACAAUAACUGGAAGGGUAAUGUAAUUUCCAAUGGAUCGUUUUCAAAAAUUCUUUCCCCUGGUGUUCGCCUUGGUUGGAUGGAAUGUCCACCUCGAUGUAUCGAAAUAUUUCGCGAUAGCGGUGUACUAAAGAGUGGAGGAGCUGCAAACAAUUAUACCGGAGGAAUUGUGACUAGUUUGAUUCAGCUAGGUUUGGCCGAGAAACAACUUUCUAUGUACGCAGAAAAAUACAGUGAACGGCUAAGAGCGGCUAUUCAAGUACUUCGAGCGAAACUUCCUGCGGUAUGCUCGUUCCAGGCACCCACUGGCGGAUACUUCAUUUGGAUACGCUUUCCGGAAAACGUCGACUGCAACGAUUUCAAUCAGUACUGCAAGAAAAAUUUCGGUGUGGUAGCCAUUGCGGGAAGUAGAUUUUCGAUCAAUGAUUCGCACAAGAAUUUCAUACGCCUAACAUUUGCCUUCCAUCAAGCUGAAUAUCUGAGAAGCAGUGUUGAGAAAUUAUGUACCGCAAUUGAAAGUUACCUUCUUCAACUGUAGAUGCUUUGAUGGGAAGCUAUUCAUUUAUAUUACAGUUGUCAA